Gekko japonicus is the source of this 597-nucleotide messenger RNA. RefSeq names its product MOB kinase activator 2. Gene Ontology annotation, molecular function: protein kinase activator activity. The annotation marks the transcript as partial. Gene Ontology annotation, cellular component: cytoplasm; nucleus. Gene Ontology annotation, biological process: signal transduction; positive regulation of protein phosphorylation. The transcript has 3 exons. The record is from RefSeq and is a predicted model, not a curated record. Lineage: Eukaryota; Metazoa; Chordata; Lepidosauria; Squamata; Gekkonidae.
UGAGUCGCGAGUGAGGCGAGAGGGAGAGAGUGCGCGCGCGCGUGUGUGUGUCACGCAGUCCGGCUGGGUCGGCUGACGGGACCCGGCGGGCGCUGCCUUGCGGGGAGGGGGGGGCAAGGAGAAGGAGCCCCCGAGGCGGGGGGAAAAGGGUCCGGGUCUGGGACGCGGGCACCCAUGAGCCUCCUCCGAGGCCGGAGCGAGCGGUGAGGAGAGGAGUGCGGGCGGGCAGGCAGGCAGGCAGGCAGGGACACCCGCAAGAGCCGCCCGCCCGCCUGCUCGCCCGGCCCAGCACCGCGGCGGCGCACAGCGGCAGGCAGGCGGCGUCAUGGACUGGCUCAUGGGAAAAUCUAAAGGAAAACCAAAUGGUAAAAAGCCAGCACCAGAAGAAAAGAAACUCUACCUAGACCCAGAAUACACAAAGUCCAGAAUUACUGACUUCGAAUUCAAAGAGUUAGUCAUGCUACCACGUGAAAUAGAUCUUAAUGAGUGGCUAGCCAGCAACACAACAACCUUUUUCCAUCACAUCAAUUUACAGUAUAGUACAAUAUCUGAAUUUUGUACAGGAGAGUCAUGUCAGACCAUGGCAGUGUGCAAUAC